Messenger RNA from Erythranthe guttata (spotted monkey flower), 4394 nucleotides. RefSeq names its product phytosylfokine-alpha receptor 2 (gene PSKR2). Gene Ontology annotation, molecular function: ATP binding; protein binding; protein kinase activity. Gene Ontology annotation, biological process: protein phosphorylation. Lineage: Eukaryota; Viridiplantae; Streptophyta; Magnoliopsida; Lamiales; Phrymaceae. The record is from RefSeq and is a predicted model, not a curated record.
UGUACUUCACGCGCACCACAAACGAGUGAAAAGUGCGCAAUUAACAAACAACUACAGAGAGUCAUCAGUCAGUCCUCGUUAGACCGCACCCAAAUUAAAAACAGUCCUCAAAAACCCUAAAAAAAUCAAAUUCCCCACUGAGAAAAAAAAAAAAGAAAAAAAAUCACAUUUUUCUAUUCACAUAUAUUGACAAAUUUGGGUAUUGACAAUUGAGUCAGAUCCCUUGUGAUUUGCCCUAAUUAAACAAUUUUUUUAAUUUUUGAUUUUUCGCAGAGGGAGAAAAAGAAAGUCAGCUCUUCGUUUCACUGAUUUGAAAUUGGAGUAAGUGUACUUUACUCUUUUUCUUUAUUGCGUGCUUCUCUGGUUUCUAGUGCCUGUAAUCAAUCAGUGACGACACCGUUUUUUAGAGAGAGAGAAAAAAAGGGCAAUACUUUAUUAUUUGGGGGAAGUUUGAUUUUUGAUUCCCCUUUUCUUUACCAACAGUUGCUUUGCUUCAAUUAAAUUUGCAGCUUAGGGAUCUGAAAUCCAUGGGGGCGUAGCUUCGAUUACAAGUUGUUGUCUGGGGUUUAUCUUUCUGUUGGAAUUGGAGGUGAGAUAAUCUCUCUAUUUUUUUUAACCUAGCUGUGAAGUGGUUGUUUCUGAAUCAAUUUUUUUUUGGGGUUUUUUUUUAAUUGUAGUGGGAUUUCUGCAGUGAUCAUUGCUUCUGUUGCAAGUUGAUAGCUGAAUCAUCUCUCUCUCUCUCUCUCUCUCUCUCUCUCUUUCUAAAUCUCUCUCUCUCUUGAUUUUACCAUAUAGUCCUGGAUCAGACAACCAAAUUUGCUCAGUUCAAGGAUUGAAUCCCUGAUUUUGUUGUCUAGGGAUUGGGAAAUCAUGUGGGGAGACAAGGGAUAUCAUAUGUUUAUUGGGUGGUUGAUGUGAGAUGCAACGUCUGCAUAUUUUUCGAUUUUUGAGGAGCUUUUGCAAAGGGGUAAAUCUUUCUGAAAUUUGUCCGAUAAGUAGUUUAUGGUGUUUUUAUCGCCCUCGAUUUUGAGCUGCUAAUCUCCUCACGAGUCCAUUAAUGGUGGUCCGGGAAUUUCUCCGUAUGACUUUCUUGAAUUUGGCAUUCUUGGCUUGGUUUUUCUGUUUAUCGUUCGGUCUUGCGGUUCCUACAUUAAAUUGCAAUCCGAACGAUUUUUCGGCAUUGAAGGAAUUUGCAGACCAACUGAUCAACGGUUCUGUAAAACUUUCUUGGUCGAAUGGAACCGAUUGCUGCAAAUGGGAAGGUGUUGUGUGCGAAGAUGAUAUUGGAAAUAAAUCAGCAUCUAAAAGAGUGACCAUGUUGAGGUUGUCCGAGAAGGGCUUAAAGGGUAAAGUUUCGAAGUCUUUGACCAAAUUGGAUCGACUGAAGUCGCUCGAUCUUUCACACAAUUCCCUCGAAGGCGAACUGCCCUUCGAACUCUCCAACCUGAAGAUGCUCGAAAUUCUUGAUUUCAGCCACAACACUUUGGUGGGGCCCGCAUUAGUUUCGAUUGCUGGAUUGAAAUCAAUUCGAUCACUCAACCUCUCUUGCAAUUCCUUCAAUGGGAACCUCUCCGAAUUUCGAGCAUUUCCCAAUCUCGUGGCUUUCAACAUAAGUGACAAUUCGUUCGACGGUCAAAUCAGCUUUGAAUUCUGCUGUUUCUCGAAGAACAUUCAGGUUCUUGAUUUAUCAUCAAAUCAAUUGACCGGUCAACUUCCAAGCCUGGAAAAUUGCAGCACAAAUCUCCGGCAGCUCCACCUUGAUUACAAUUCUCUCUCGGGUGACCUACCCGAAUCUCUAUACUCGUUAUCUUUAUUAGAGCAGCUUUCGUUGUCUUCAAAUAAUUUCUCUGGACAGAUAAACCUCAAAAUCAGUAAACUCCCCAAUCUCAAAACCCUAGUCCUAUGUGGGAAUCAGUUUUCCGGGUAUUUGCCUAAUGUUUUCGGUAAUUUAACCGAACUAGAACAACUCACCGCACAUUCGAAUUCAUUCUCCGGUCCACUGCCUUCGAGUCUAUCAACAUGCUCUCAUCUUCGAGUUCUUGAUCUUCGAAACAACUCUUUUUCGGGCCCAAUUAAUCUUGAUUUUUCUCGAUUGUCAAAUCUGUGCACUCUCGAUCUUGCUAGCAAUCAUUUAUCUGGUCCUUUACCAGAAUCACUAUCCAAUUGCCAAGAACUGAAAAUCUUGAGCCUUGCCAAGAACAAUUUCUCCGGCAAAAUUCCUUUUCAGUACGCUAAUCUUUCGUCCCUUAUAUCUCUUUCGAUAUCGAACAACAGCCUUGUUAAUCUAUCCGAGUCUUUAUCAGUCUUGAAAAACUGCAAGAAUCUAACCACUCUCAUACUCGCUAAAAAUUUCCGCGGUGAAAAAAUCCCAGAAAAUGUCACUGGAUUCGAGAGUUUAUUAAUUUUCGCCCUCGGGAAUUGCGGUCUUUACGGUCAAAUCCCAAAUUGGUUACUAAAUAGUCGGAAAUUGCAAGUGCUCGACUUGUCUUGGAACCAUCUAGAAGGCAGUAUUCCUCCAUGGAUUGGCCGUAUGGAAGGUUUGUUCUAUCUCGAUUUUUCGAAUAAUUCGCUUUCGGGCGAAAUUCCAAAGGGUAUAACCGAACUAAGAAGCCUAAUUUCUGCAAAGAGUUACGCCUCGAGCCUGAACAGUUCAACAGGUAUCCCACUUUUCGUGAAGAGAAAUCAGAGCGCAACUGGUUUACAGUACAAUCAAGCCUCGAGUUUCCCUCCUUCGAUUCUUUUGAGCAAUAACCGAAUAAACGGCACAAUUUGGCCUGAAAUCGGACGGCUAAAACAGCUCCAUGUAUUGGAUUUGAGCAGGAACAAUAUAAGUGGGACCAUACCGAGUUCAAUUUCGAAUAUGGUGAAUCUCGAGACUUUGGAUUUGUCAUACAACGAUCUGCAUGGUUCAAUUCCGUCGUCUUUCAAUCAGCUCACUUUCCUCUCAAAGUUCAGCGUAGCUAAUAACCAUCUCGAGGGGGCCAUUCCAACGGGGGGCCAAUUCUUGAGCUUUCCCACUUCGAGUUACGAGGGUAAUCUCGGACUUUGCGGGAAUCUAAUUUCUCCGUGCGCUAUAAAUAGCAUGGGGGGGCUACGGCCCCCUACUCCAUCUCGGGGAGAAAAUAGUAAAUUCGGACGGAGUAGUAUACUCGGAGUGACUAUUAGUAUUGGAGUGGGAAUCGCGGUGCUAUUGGCUGUUCUUUUGAUUAGGGUUUCGAGAAAAGAUAAUCGAGCUCCGGUCGAAGAUUUGGAGGAGGAGGAAGACAGUAGAACUACCGGACAACCUAAGAUGGUGAUUUUCAAGAAUGCGGAUUUUAAGGAUCUAACGGUCUCGGAUUUAUUAAAAUCGACGAAUAAUUUCAGCCAAUCGAACAUCGUGGGGUGUGGUGGAUUUGGAUUAGUUUACAGAGCCGAUUUUCCGAACGGGGCAAAAGCUGCGGUGAAGAGACUUUCGGGCGAUUGUGGGCAAAUGGAACGGGAAUUUCGAGCCGAAGUGGAAGCUCUAUCUCGUGCACAGCAUAAAAACCUCGUUUCACUACAAGGGUACUGCAUAUAUAGAAAUGAUAGGCUUCUAAUUUACUCGUACAUGGAAAAUGGGAGCUUGGAUUAUUGGCUGCACGAGCAAAUCGAAGACGGUUCGUUUCUUGAUUGGGAGAAAAGAUUGAAAAUUGCUCGUGGGGCAGCUUGUGGAUUGGCUUAUUUACACAACGAGCCGAAUAUUGUUCAUAGGGAUAUUAAAACGAGCAAUAUUUUAUUGAACGAGAAAUUCGACGCACAUUUAGCGGAUUUUGGGCUUUCGAGAUUGUUGCACCCUUACGACACGCAUGUGACUACCGAUUUGGUGGGGACUUUGGGGUAUAUUCCGCCGGAGUAUAGCCAGAGUUUGGCCGCGACUUUUAGGGGAGAUGUUUAUAGCUUCGGGAUUGUGCUUUUGGAGCUUAUAACGGGGCGGAGGCCCGUCGAGGUUUGUAAAGGGAAGAAUUGUAGGGAUUUGGUGGGGUGGGUUUAUUUGAAGAAAUCGGAGAAGAGGGAAAUGGAGAUAUUCGAUUCGUCGGUUGUACGAGAUAAAGAGUGUGAGAAACAAGCUAUGGAGAUGCUUGAGAUUGCGUGUAGGUGUAUAGAGCGAGAUCCUAGACGAAGGCCUUCGAUUGAUGAAGUUGUUUCGUUUCUUGAAACAAUCGAGAUGGAAAAAGCUUGAUUUUUUUUUUUGUUUUUUUUUUUUCGAUUUUCAAGUGAAAUAUAUGAAUGAUAUUUGGAGAAAAAAGAAAGCUUUGGUUAUGGAUCUAUUGUUUAUAAUGUGAUUAUAUAUGUAUGAGAUAAUGAAAAAUAUUAGUGGAAAUCGGAACGGAAUUUUUCGGGUAAGCCGAUUCUUAUUUGAUUGUUCUUUUUUUUUU